This is a messenger RNA of Arvicanthis niloticus (Nile rat), 1266 nucleotides long. The record is from RefSeq and is a predicted model, not a curated record. NCBI's taxonomy places the organism in Eukaryota, Metazoa, Chordata, Mammalia, Rodentia, Muridae.
AGAAGCCAAGUCUCCAAAGCCACAGGCAGGUGCAGGGGCAGUCUCCGUGCGAGCCCCAGGAGAGGAGCCGUUAGCGCGCUCAGUCCUUUGACUUCCACCCGUAGUUCCCGGCGACAGACGUCCGUCAGUUUUCGAAGGGCAGUUGGUUCUCAGAUCCAGCGGCAGCGAUCCCUGGUCUCCCAGUCCCCGGAGGUGCCCGGCCGAGCCGGUUCAAGUCCAGCAGCCAUGUCCAUGGGCCUGGAGAUCACCGGCACAGCGCUGUCCGUGCUGGGCUGUCUGUGCACCAUCGUGUGCUGCGCUCUUCCCAUGUGGCGCGUUUCGGCCUUCAUCGGCAGCAGCAUCAUCACGGCGCAGAUCACCUGGGAGGGCCUGUGGAUGAACUGCGUGGUGCAGAGCACCGGCCAGAUGCAGUGCAAGAUGUACGACUCGCUGCUAGCCCUGCCUCAGGACCUGCAAGCCGCCCGAGCUCUCAUCGUGGUGUCCAUUCUGCUGGCCGCCUUCGGGCUCCUCGUGGCGCUCGUGGGCGCCCAGUGUACCAACUGCGUACAAGACGAGACGGCCAAGGCCAAGAUCACCAUCGUGGCGGGAGUGCUUUUCCUGUUGGCGGCUCUGCUCACCUUAGUGCCGGUGUCCUGGUCGGCCAACACCAUCAUCAGGGAUUUCUAUAAUCCGCUGGUGCCCGAGGCCCAGAAGCGGGAGAUGGGAGCUGGGUUGUACGUGGGCUGGGCUGCCGCUGCGCUGCAACUGCUAGGGGGCGCCUUGCUGUGUUGCUCCUGUCCACCACGCGAGAAGUACGCACCCACCAAGAUCCUCUAUUCUGCGCCGCGAUCCACCGGCCCUGGCACCGGUACCGGCACCGCCUACGACCGCAAGGACUACGUCUGAGGGGCCGGGUGCACGCAGACCGCACCAACACCACUACCAAUAGUUCAUGUACCCCACCCGUCCAGCGUGCACCCUCGCGUCAGAGACCACCCCCCACCUUCCAGAUGGUGACAGACGCCACGCAGUUUGCUUGCUAGGCUGGAAGAGGACAGACAGGCUGGCGUCCCCCUACCCCCUCUUCUCUGGCUGCCACCUGACUACCGGGCCUAGGAACUGUCCAAGACGAAUGGACAAAGAAACCUCGCCCUUCCCAAGUCCAGGGCUGGGGUGGUCACCGCAGCUACUUGCCAGCCCCGCAGCCGGAAGACUCACAGUGGGCAGAGACAGGCAAACCAUAAAAUGGGCCGUUUCAUAUUUUUCAAUAAAAGCCUUUCGUUUUUU